Molecule: messenger RNA, 2559 nt
Organism: Rhopilema esculentum
Lineage: Eukaryota; Metazoa; Cnidaria; Scyphozoa; Rhizostomeae; Rhizostomatidae
Source: RefSeq, a predicted model, not a curated record
AUGGAAGUGAAGAAGAAGAAAAAUACAGGCGGGAAAGGGAGGUACUGUGUUGCUGGAGCACCUAACGAAACCAGCUGUACAAAUAAUAGUUACAUGCCUGGAGUAUCGAUGCAUAUUUUCCCAAGAAACCCGCAGCAAAGAAGGCAGUGGGUCUCUUUCGUUCGAAGGCAUAGAGCCGGCUUCACUCCAUCUGCUACUUCCGCAUUAUGCUCAAUCCAUUUCAAACCGACUGACUUUGCGAGGAGAAUAGACAUUAGCAUUGGAAACCCAAGUGAAAACAUUACAAGCCUAAGAAGGCUUGAAAUCGGAGCGAUUCCAACAAUCGAUGCAGCUGGAACCCUUUCAGGAACGCCGGAAAGCGAAAGGGAUAAACGGAAUGCGAGAAAGGCUUUAAAAAAAGCGAUAGACGACGAAACGAUAGCGAAGUUGCCUAACAUUGACCCUAAAACCAAAGACACUGCCGAUCCCUUCAUCCUUGAAUCAGUUCAAUGCUCAAGUGAGGCUCAUUCAGACGAAUCUGUAGACACCCUAACCACAACAAAAGAAGCUAGCUGCCUUAAAUGUCCAGUUUUGUCAGCUAAGCUAGUUACAUGCCAGAAAAAGAACAGUAGGCUAAAGAAAGAGGUGAAGAUGCUGAAAAAGAGAGUACAUGAGUUGGAAAACCAGAAUGACGAUCUAUCCAGCUCUGAUGAUGAGGAAACGAAUCACCAAGAUGCUGAUGGUGACAUUUAUUAUUAUGAAGAAUCGGAAGAUGAUGGUGGAAAUGAUGUUUUGUAUGAUGUUUUAGAAGAGAAUGAUAAUUUGGAUUCUAGUGACAGUAAUGUUGAUUAUGGGGAGGCAGAAUCAGGUGGAGAAGAACCGGAAGAAACAAUUGAAGAUGCCUUCACUAAUGCCACUAUGAGAAGAACAAAAAAUGCAAUCAACAUCGAGGAAAAUAUUUCAACCCAAGACGAACCAAAGUUCAUUGUAUUUCAAUCAAUGUUGGUGGCAUUAUUUUCUUUGUUCUGCUUCAAAUGUGGAGAAAAGAAACCAUUGGUUGAAUUUGUUAAGUAUGGUACCAUGGUAAAGGUCAUCCAGUCAUGCAGGAAAUGCAAAAGAAAAUUCAUCUGGAGCAGCCAGCCAUUGGUCCUGGGGCAGAUUCCCGCUGGCAACAUUCUGUUAAGCUUUGCUACUCUUACUGCUGGUGCAUCUAUAAGCAAAGUACUGCUUCUUUUUCAGCACAUGGGAGUGUGCUGCUACCAUGCUCGAACAUUUUUUAAGCACCAGAAGAAGUUUCUGUUUCCAACCAUUAUUCGAUGCUGGGACCAAUCUAGAGAAAACAUGCUUGCUACCCUUAGAAAUAUGAAUAAUCUUAGCUGGAGUGGGGAUGGUCGUUUCGAUUCUAUGGGACAUAAUGCAAAAUAUGGUGUAUACUCGAUGUUUAACUCUUCCAUCUCCAAGAUUGUCCAUUUCGAACUUUUACAGGCAAAUGAGGCAGGAACCAGCAAUGCCAUGGAGUUGCUUGGAGCAAAGAAAUGUUUUGCCAGUCUACAGAAAGAAAAAGUUGACAUAUCAACAUUUGUAUCAGACCGCCAUACUGGGAUUGCAAAGUGGAUAAGGAACAACCAGAAAGAUACCCAUCAUUAUUAUGACAUUUGGCAUGUGGCAAGGUCAAUUUGUAAAAGGAUUUCACAAGCUGCUAAAGAGAAAGGGUUGGACAGGCUGCAAUAUUGGGUCAAGGGAAUUCGAAGACAUUUGUAUUGGUGUGUGUUAUCGACAAGACAAGGCUUUGGUGCAAUGAUUGCUGCUAAAUGGACAUCCAUUAUGAGGCAUAUUGCAAACAGGCAUGAUGGCCAUGACAAUCCCCUUUUUCCAAAAUGCAAACAUGAUCAACUGGAGAAGAGAAAAUGGAUCAAAAUAGGGACACCAGCCUAUGAUAAACUUGAAUCAAUUUUGAUGAAUACCAGAAUCAUAAAUGACAUAAAGAAACUCUCGCCAGACCUACAAACAAGCUGCCUUGAAGGGUAUCAUUCCCUUUUAAACCAUUGGCACCCGAAGAUGUUAUGCUUUUCAUUCAUUGGCACAAAGUGCAGGAUUAUACUUGCUAUUCUCCAUUUUAAUGAGAAUUUACGUCGAGAAAGGCGAUCCACAAAGACUGGACAAAAAUCUCUCCAUGUGACAUAUCCUAAAUACAAAUUUGGUGACGAAGUUGUUCGUGAAAUAGCUACCAAUCCCACUUAUGGUUAUAUAAGCGAACUCAAAGAUUUGCUGUUCUCACUUCCUGAUGCCGCAAUGAGUUUCAUAACAGAAAGGGAGACAGCAUUGGUCCCAGGAAACCUUACAAGCCAGUUCAAAGAUAGGGCAAACAGGCAAGAAGCUAUAGACUCCUGGAAGGCUAGGCAGAAGGCCAUUACAAACUUAUUUCCAUCAGCUGAAGAACAGAAUCUUUUAGCAGACCAACAAGAAGCUGAUGAUGUGUCAGCAAGUGUCCCAGCUUCAAAAAAGAAGAAAAUGGCAGUACCUCAUUGUAGAAAGUGUGGACAACCAAGAAAGGGACAUACUUGCAGCUUUAACACAUAG